CUUCCAAGGGAGAGGAUUUUUUCAAUAUUCCUUUGGCAUCAUCCCAUACCGCAAACCCAUCAAUGUUGUCAGGCUCCCCAUUGGAUGUGGAGAAGAAGGAGAACCCCAGUAAAGAAGACAUUGAUGCCCUGCACGAGAGAUAUAUUGAUGCUCUUCUAAAUCACUUCAACAAAUAUUGCUCUGAAUAUGCCUCAGAUCCAAAAAAGAAGCUUGUCAUUGUCUAACUGUGUUCUUUAUGCCUUACCAAAGAAAGCUGGCAAUUAUGUAAUUAUAAUUAUGCAUUAAGUGGAUAUUUACUGCACAGCCAUAUCUUUCAAUCCAGUGUCUAGAACUAUGAGGGAGCAGAAACCAUUUGUUAUCUCUUGUAUGGCAUUUGUUAUUGUUACUAAAAUGCAAUGGGACAUUGUCUGAUGUUUCUGUAUAUUUUUUUAAGUUAAAAAUAAAAGUCUGAAUACAGAUCAAUGUUAAAUGCUCUUUUGAUGUUUAUCUAUUCCAGGGGAACAUGGUGUGCCAAGAUCAGGGCUCUUUUCAUAACUUUAUGCAUGCAUUUUGCAUUGAUAUUAAAUAUAGUAAAAGCUGGGACCAGAAUA
Molecule: messenger RNA, 590 nt
Organism: Darwinula stevensoni
Lineage: Eukaryota; Metazoa; Arthropoda; Ostracoda; Podocopida; Darwinulidae
Source: the annotation of a GenBank genome assembly